CCGGUAAAGAGCAGCGUGGCGGGCAGCCGGCUGUGAGGGCCACCGGGAAGAGGACCUGCCACUGAGCCAGAGGAAACCCACCGGCCUUCGGCGGAAGGAGCAGCGCCGAGACGCACGCUUGGCACCAUGACCCAGAGGCCCACCUUCGACAAGCCCAAAGUAGAACUGCAUGUCCACCUGGAUGGAGCCAUCAAGCCUGAAACCAUCUUAUACUACGGCAGGAAGCGAGGGAUCGCCCUCCCAGCUAACACGGCAGAGGAGCUGAAGAACAUCAUUGGCAUGGACAAGCCCCUGUCUCUGCCAGAGUUCUUGAGCAAGUUUGACUACUACAUGCCUGCUAUCGCAGGCUCCAGAGAAGCCAUCAAAAGAAUUGCCUAUGAGUUUGUGGAGAUGAAGGCCAAAGAGGGCGUGGUGUAUGUGGAGGUGCGCUACAGCCCACACCUGCUGGCCAACUCCAAAGUGGAACCAAUUCCCUGGAACCAGGCUGAAGGGGACCUCACCGCAGAUGAAGUGGUGGACAUAGUGGGCCAGGGCCUGAAGGAGGGGGAGCAAGACUUUGGGGUCAAGGUGCGAUCCAUCCUGUGCUGCAUGCGCCACCAGCCCAACUGGUCCCUGGAAGUGGUGGAGCUGUGUAAGAAGUACCAGCAUCAUACUGUGGUGGCCAUCGACCUGGCUGGUGAUGAGACCAUCAAAGGAAGCAGCUACUUCCCGGGGCAUGUGGAGGCCUACGAGGAGGCAGUAAGGAGCGGCAUCCACCGCACUGUCCAUGCAGGAGAGUCGAGUCCUGCAGAGGUGGUCCGAGAGGCUGUGGACACACUCAAAACAGAGAGGGUGGGACAUGGCUACCACACCCUGGAUGACCAGGCCCUCUACAACAGGCUGCGGCAGGAAAACAUGCACUUUGAGGUCUGCCCCUGGUCUAGCUACCUCACAGGUGCCUGGAAGCCAGACACGGAGCACGCUGUCAUUCGGUUCAAGAACGACCAGGCCAACUACUCACUCAACUCAGAUGACCCGCUCAUCUUCAAGUCCACCCUGGACACUGACUACCACAUGACCAAACAGGACAUGGGCUUCACCGAGGAGGAUUUUAAGCGACUGAACAUCAAUGCAGCGAAGUCCAGUUUCCUCCCAGAGGAUGAGAAGAAGGAGCUCCUUGACCAGCUCUACAGAGCCUACAAGAUGCUGCCACCUGCCUCUGGGCAGAACCCCUGAAGACAGCAUGGCCCCCUCUCCAAGCCCUCACCCUGUGGAUGGAGUCUUCACAACUCUGGGAUCAAGCAACAUUCUUACCUGUAUUCCUUCUAGGAAGACUGAUUUUAAGAGCUACUGAUGCUCUCAAGCCUGUAUAAACACAGAACUCGACAUGGCUGCAUCUCUCCUCUCAUUAUGUGCCUUGUCCAGGGACCAGGGCCCUUGCCAAUGGCAUGGAUGAUUCUGAAACCCUCCCCGUAAGGCAAUACUUGCUGAAAAUCUUGUGGGAGACCAACCUUAUACGUGACUGGGUUACACUCCUCGGCUGGUGCUGAGGCGCUCAGUCGCAGAGCUUUCCCCACCCUUCUUGGGUGCGAGGGUCACUGUCUCCUGCAUGGGUGUG
Messenger RNA from Marmota flaviventris (yellow-bellied marmot), 1597 nucleotides. RefSeq names its product adenosine deaminase. Gene Ontology annotation, biological process: purine ribonucleoside monophosphate biosynthetic process; inosine biosynthetic process; negative regulation of adenosine receptor signaling pathway. Gene Ontology annotation, cellular component: external side of plasma membrane; cytosol. Lineage: Eukaryota; Metazoa; Chordata; Mammalia; Rodentia; Sciuridae. The record is from RefSeq and is a predicted model, not a curated record. Gene Ontology annotation, molecular function: adenosine deaminase activity.